GCGUUGAUGAAACUAUAAAAUUUAACUAAAAUGUGCUACAUAAAAUCUGUAUUUUAGUGGAGAAGUGUUUUUUGAAAAUACAAAAAAAUAAAACGAAAACGAAAUGCCGGAGUUAGUCGAGCAGAUGUACUGCUCUCAGCAGAUUGUGAUUCCCCCGAAAUUCCCUUACAUAUUGAAGAGGUUUUGUAAAGCGGCAAUCAAGACUCAGCCAUACGAUCUUCUCCGCUGGUCAUUCGAAUAUUUCAAGGCGCUGGCAGAAAACCGUCCCCCACCAGUCAAGUUGAGGCUUGAAUAUCCCGUCUACAGUACCGAGGGUGGGCUCACUCGUGGAUGCCUCAAGGUCAUCGCUCAUCAGUUGCUGAACAUCGGCAAGAACCUCCCACUCUACCUCAUCAGGAAAGCCUGGCGCGGCUUCUGCCUGGACCCCAACGAGUUGAGAAGGAUCUUCUGUCUCUGUGAGGUCUACAUGAGGCAGGAUUACGUUCCGUUGUUGCAUUUUAUUGCCGUAGCUGGUGGGAUGCUGACUAAGAAUCUGACCUACACCAUGAUCCUCCUCUGCGAAGUCCUGACCAAGGAACCAGAUGGCGGUUCAGCUGCCAUUCCUGCUGAUGACUUCCUUGACAUGUACCUGCUCCUGGCCAGGAUGGACGCUUCCAAGGAUAUCAAAUACAUCAACGGGUAUAGGGAAGGAGAGACUCCUAGACCAGAAGAGGAGGAGAUAGAAGAAGAAGAAACACUAAGUGAAGCCACUGUUGAUGCAAAGUUGAAGCAGCUAAGUUCAUACAAAGUGCAAGAGAAAGCUGAAGUUGAUAAAGCGAAAGAAGAAUAUACAGAAGAAAAAGAAGAAUUCAACCCGAUCCGAGUGUGGGACGAGGACGGCAAUGAAAUCCCUUUUGAAUUUUACGGUGAACCUAAAAUCGAAGAAGAGAGUUUAGAAGAACAAACGAAGGAAGCAACAGAAGAGGAAGAGUUGAAACAAGAAGCGGAGAACGAAGAAGAUGUUAUACAAGAGCUGAUAGAUGAACUGUACGAGGCGCGUGCGCAGAGACUGGCAGACCUGGAACAGACCUUCGACGAUAUAGCUCACAUCGUGGAUAGGUUCCAAUUGGCCAGCUAUGACCUUGGGAUGGUCGCUGGUCGUCAGAUGUCCAUCACCAGCGGGGAGUUCAUUGUGCAGCACAUUGAGAAAGAGAUUUUGGACUAUAUUGAUGAGCAGAUAGCUGUUCUGCCCGACCCUGAUUUGAAGAAGAAGAAGGCUAAGCCGGAAGAAGUGGAGAUGGUCAGAAAUCUCCUCUACAAUUUCCUGGAUGAGAAUCUGGACAUCAUAGUGCCGGAAAUCGAGGAGGUUGAGGAAGAGGAGCUACCUAUUCCAGAGAUCGUGGUGGUAUACGCGGUACCCGGCAUCGGUCCGCCUGUGCCCGAAGAAAUGAUCUGCGAUAUUGAAGAGUACAUAGCUGAUGUCAGCAAGAACCAAGCUGACAUGGUCAUGCCGAGGAACUUCAGACAUUUCCUUAGUCCGCCUUUGGAAAAAUUCGAGGAAUACCAAUAUGAGGAGAAUAAGAAAGAAGAACUCGCCUGUUCUGGUGUAUUUACCAAUUAAGACGAAAGUGGACGACCAAACUGUGUAUCCACAUAAAAAAAAAGAGAAAGUGGAAUUCGCCUUUUUAUACCGACGUAGUCCUCAUUAUCCUCUCUGAAUAUUAAUAUUAAUGAAAAUGUUUUAACGCAAUUUGUUGUAAAUCAACCACAGCUAUGCCCCCCUACAUUUGAUUUUUCCCGAAUUUUUAAUUAUUAUAAAAGAUAGAAACAUCGCCGAUCAGUUUAUUAUAUAUGUACCUAUAAAAAAAAUUUGAAAUCCGUUUUUCGCUACUAUUUUUACGAUAAUCAAAAAAUCGAAAAGUCAAACGUACGAUAUCUAU
This is a messenger RNA of Cydia splendana, 1919 nucleotides long. RefSeq lists its product as uncharacterized. The record is from RefSeq and is a predicted model, not a curated record. The transcript is spliced from 14 exons. NCBI's taxonomy places the organism in Eukaryota, Metazoa, Arthropoda, Insecta, Lepidoptera, Tortricidae. The coding region runs from base 104 to 1600 and encodes 498 amino acids.